Messenger RNA from Thlaspi arvense, 507 nucleotides. Lineage: Eukaryota; Viridiplantae; Streptophyta; Magnoliopsida; Brassicales; Brassicaceae. The record is from the annotation of a GenBank genome assembly.
AUGGGAAACAGCCUACGAUGUUGUUUGGCCUGUGUUCUUCCUUGUGGAGCACUAGAUUUGAUCAGGAUCGUUCAUCUAAACGGUUACGUUGAGGAGAUCACACGGUCAAUAACCGCCGGAGAGAUCCUUCAGGCAAACCCAAAUCAUGUCCUAAGCAAGCCAUGUUCUCAAGGAGUUGUCCGAAAAAUCUUGAUCUUGUCUCCUGAAUCUGAGCUCAAGCGAGGAAGCAUCUAUUUUCUCAUCCCCGAUUCUUCCUUGCCGGAAAAGAAAAGGAGAAGAAAAGACGGACAUUGCCGGAAAAAGACUAACAACAACAACCCUAGCGCCAAGGCCGGAGACGUUAAAGGUGAUGAUCAAUGUGUGAAGUUGUGUGAGAAGUACUUAGAAGAAGUUGUGUCGUCGACCUCGGCUGGUAAAGAACACCGUCAUCGCCGGCGACACAGCAGAUCGGCGUCAGUAUCCACGUGGCGGCCUCACCUUGACAGUAUUUCUGAGGAUCUUAAUUAA